This is a messenger RNA of Phyllostomus hastatus (greater spear-nosed bat), 2173 nucleotides long. RefSeq names its product patatin like phospholipase domain containing 3 (gene PNPLA3). Gene Ontology annotation, cellular component: cytoplasm; lipid droplet; membrane. Gene Ontology annotation, biological process: triglyceride catabolic process; lipid homeostasis. Lineage: Eukaryota; Metazoa; Chordata; Mammalia; Chiroptera; Phyllostomidae. Gene Ontology annotation, molecular function: triacylglycerol lipase activity. The coding region runs from base 125 to 1342 and encodes 405 amino acids. The transcript has 8 exons. The record is from RefSeq and is a predicted model, not a curated record.
CAGCGAGUUCGGGCGUGCGGACCUGCGGGCGUCGGGUUAAGCGGUGGUAGACCACGGACUCGGAGCCUGAGCUCCAAACCCUGCAGCCGGGACCCCAAGCCCGCACCCCGAACGCGACGCCGCUAUGUACGAUCCCAAGAAUGGCUGGAACCUGUCCUUCGCGGGCUGUGGCUUCCUGGGCUUUUACCAUAUCGGGGUGACCCAGUGCCUGGGCGACCGCGCGCCGCACCUCCUGCGAAACACGCGCAUGUUCUUCGGUGCUUCGUCAGGGUCGCUGCACUGCGUUUCUUUCGUCGCCGGUGUCCCGUCCGCCCAGGUCCUGCAGGUCCUCACGGACCUCGUCCUGAAGGUCAGAAGCCAGAGCCUCGGCAUCCUCCAGCCGUGCUUCAGCAUGAACGAGUUCUUCCGGGAGGCCCUCCACCGGCACCUCCCGGCCAACGUGCACGAGCUCAUCUCCGGCAAAGUCGGCCUCUCGCUCACCCGCGUGUCCGACUGGGAAAACGUCCUGGUGUCCGAUUUCCAGUCCAAAGAGGAGGUCGUGGAUGCCGUGCUUUGUUCCUGCUUCAUCCCUUUCGUCUCGGCCAUAAUGCCUCCCUCCUUCAGAGGCGAGAGGUACGUGGAUGGAGGAUUCACUAACAGCGUGCCCUUCUUUGAUACCAAGACAACCAUCACCGUGUCCCCCUUCUAUGGGGAGUGCGACAUCUGCCCCAAGGCCAAGUCCACGAACUUCUUCCAUGUGGAAGUGUCCAAGCUUAACUUCCACUUCUGCCUGCGGAACUGCCGGCUGGUUUGUGAAAUGCUGUGCCCCCCUGACCUCAAGGUGCUGCGGGAUACCUACCUGCAGGGGUACUUGGACGCGGCCAGGUUCUUGGAAAAAAACGGCCUUGGCGACAGGCCCCUGCCUCGGUGCCCAAGUCUGUCCCCGGAAGAGCUGGAGGUUGUCGAGGGGCCCCGGGACACCAGGGGCCUGGAGGCCCCCUGGGAGGGAGCUGGCUGGCGGACGAGGCCAGAGGGGGACGAGCUGCUGAACCACCUGUGCCACAGCCUGCAGCCCUGGGACCAGGGCGUCCUGCAGACAGUGUCGCCCGAGCUCACCGAAGUGCUGAGCAAGAUGGUUAAAGCCAGAGGCGGCUACCUGAGCAAGAUCUGCAGCUCCCUGCCGGUAAGGGCCCUGACCUACGCGGUGCUGCCCUGCACGCUGCCCGUGCAGUCCGCCGUCGCUGCGGUCCACAGGCUGGUGACGUGGCUUCCUGAUGCCCCGGACGACGUCCAGUGGCUGCAGUCCCUGGCCGGCCAGGCUUGUUCCCGGGUGACUUCGCGCCUGUUCCCGGCCUGCAGGUAGCCCGUCUGCCCGGAUCCAGCGAACACCCCUCUCGUCUGGUCUGGCUGCGGGUACCGUUCUGGAAACACCGUUGAGUGUCCGAUGGGUGGCAGGUGACGAGGAGCCUAGCCCGCAGCGCAGGGGGCCCUGUCACACGUGGGGCUGCUGAGUCCGUCAGCAUCUGCUGGAAGCUGAGCAAGACCCGUGCACAUAGGGGGCUGCAGACUCAGAGCGGGGAUGGGAACACCCGGUUAGGGGGGGAGAGCCGAGAGGGGCCGAGGGGGCUGGCGUGGGCAGGGGUGUCAGGCGGCCCUGCUGCGCCUCCGCCUCCGGGAAGCCGCCCCGGGUGCCGGCACCUGUAGCUCGGGGCAGGGUGCUAGGCAGCGCUUCCGGAAGCCUGGCGGGUGUCACGCUCAUGCUGACUCCCUUCCGACCUCAGACCGGCCGAGUCCCGGGCUCGUGGUGGCACCCUGCGGCUCGCAUCGUGACGUGGCCGCUGACCCCGCCGCUCCGGACUCUGCAGCUGGUCCGGAACAAGGAGGGCCUGGUGGCGGUCACGAGGGUUGGAGCCCCUCCUGGAAAUCGCGGGCCCGGCCCUCUCGCCUGUUCCCCUGGGGCACUCCUCACUGGGUUUCCGUGAGGCUCCGGGGGCCCCCGGCCCAGUGCGGAUGGGUGGUGGGUGCUUGGGAGAGGGGUCUCAGUGGUUACUGCUGUUGGCAGGUGUAGAAGGGUUUCGGGUACGGGCGGUGGGACCCGGUUUGCAUGGGAAUGACCGCAGGGACCUUGGGGGAAGCCUGAGUUUUUGAGUUAUUCCAGGAGGCAAGUCUAGGACGUUUUUGCAGCGGGGGGUGG